Oncorhynchus keta (chum salmon) is the source of this 1888-nucleotide messenger RNA. RefSeq lists its product as uncharacterized. The record is from RefSeq and is a predicted model, not a curated record. Bases 166 to 1059 code for a protein of 297 amino acids. Lineage: Eukaryota; Metazoa; Chordata; Actinopteri; Salmoniformes; Salmonidae. The transcript has 6 exons.
GUUCGAGUCGAGACAAAAGCGGAAACUUGACAUCGCGGAUGACACGCACUUUUGUUUCUUUGUUGACCUUUUCUUGUGUAGCGUUCCAGAGAUAAAGUCGGCAUACUCUUCAGUUUGUUUUAAGAUCUAGCUCUGCUUUAUGUUGGUGUUUGUUUUAAUUUGAACAUGGUACACGAAGAGUUGAGCGCUCGUCUGAACGAUGGGGGGUAUAAGAACUGGCUCAAAGCGGGGUACUGUCUCCUCAAACUGCGGGAGGGGUUGCACCCUUUCACCGAUACUGAGAUGAGAUCCUUCCACGGAAAUCUAGUCACUAGGAACCCGAGUCUGCGGCGGCCAUGUCGGAGUGGGUGCAGACCCAAAGGGAAUCAGCUGUACUCUGUGUGUGUGGUGUGUACAGAGUGGAGGAACGUGAUCCUGAGGCACCACACAAACCCCAGGGGGAUGGUGAAUUGGGGGAAUUGCAGACCCCCACUCUGGAACCAGGACCACUGGGAACUGGCCAAGGCCUACAUGCCGCGGGGUCAAGCUGGGGUUAAGGGGGCGGAGCUGUGUGAUGCGUCCGCACUGCUCAACCUCCUCAACUUCUGCUCCCACUUCAACUACGUGGACCAGCACUGUGUCAGAGAGGUUAUCAGGUGUAGGAACGAGUUGAUGCACUCCUGUGAGAUGCGAGUGUGUGACCAGUGGAUGAGGCGCUACCAGGUCAGCAUACAGCAGCUCCUACAGCAAUUCACACACCUACCAGAAGUGGCAGCAGCCGGACAACAGAUACUAGAGAUGCUGGCUGUUGAUUUGUCAGUGUUAGUUCCUGGUGUGGACCGAGUGGACGGUUCCUUGUCGGAGGGGGUGGAGCCUGAGUCUAUCAGCCAAUGGGAAGCGGACUUGCUGAGAGAGAGGCUGCAGGAGCUGCUUACUGACACAGACACACAGGACACUGAGGAGUUGCUGAGACUGAGGGAUUUCCUCCUGGCCAACAGAGACUUGAGUGACCAGUUCUCCUCUGAACUCCAGACCAUCACAUCAAUGGAGACACAGAUGAGGAGAAGGGGGAGGGAAUGAAGUGGAGACACCUGCGUAACCAGUUAACCUACUAACUCAUCAGAGGGCAGGGGAAGAGAGCAGAGGUGAGGACUAAACCAGAAGAGAUGGAUGACUCUAGUGCCCAAGUGCCAGUUUUAGCAUGGGCAGCACCAUUGAGGACUUUUACCAUUUUGAAGUAAUCAACAGGGUGGGACUUCCUAUUGGUUAAGGAAGGAUCACAUGAUUCCAUUUGGGUCAUCAGGAGGGAUCAGCCAAUGAAUUAUACUAGUGAGCAAACAUUCCAUAACUGCAGGUGGCAUUAAAUCGGCAACCUUGGCAUUGUACCUGUUCAAAACAUUCACUACAGUAGGGCUGGGCUAUAUGGCAAAAAUAUGUCACGGUAUUUAAUGGUUUGAGUAAUAAAUGUUCUGAAUUUGCUUUGAGUAGUGUGUGACCCUAGGGUGACAACACAUACAUUCUAAUUGAUUUCAAUGGGUUCUCUGUUCUGAUAGUUUAAUAUAACAGUAUAAAACAUUCACCCAAAAUAGUUUUCAUAAAUGUCCUGCACUCAUUUGAGAUCAUUUCCAUAUUGCCAUGUAGUGCUGCACGAUAUUGGCCAAAAAUGUAGGCUUAUUUUAUUUUUUACCAAAUGUUGCAAUUUUGAUUUGACUGAUGGAAUCAUGGAAACAUAAUUAUCAUAAUUCUAUAGUUAGAAUAUAAGAGUGGACACUUUGAAUACAGUGUUUGACAUGAAAAUGCCAGGGAGGAGUUAUUGUGACGGGGUAGGAACCAAAGUGUUGGUCAGUGUUUCCUACGGGACUCUAUAAUCUUUGGCUACAUUAAAUGUUUUCUUCAUGUAGCGAACAUA